CGAUUCAUUAAAUCGAAAUUUAGGCAGAAAUGACAUCUUCUUCGCCGAUACGUCUGAAAAUCGAAAUGGACAGUGUACAUCACAUGCAUAAGGGAGACACGGCAUUUCAGUGGCCCGAAAACCAGCGAAGGUACUGGAUAGUAGCCAUGUUUUGUGGCACUUUGUUAUUGUACGCGACGAGAUCAGCUGUUCCGUUGUGUAUGGCAGCCAUGAGCACUGACAUGAACUGGGAUAAGGAGAUCGACGUAAGUUUCGUUAAAUACAGUCUACUGAUCAUGCAUGGUUUUUUUAUAUGUUGUGGUUCAACUUUAUCCUUGGUUUAAUUUUUAUUUUCCUUUGUUCAACUACUUUAUUCCAAGCUCAUUAUCAUACAGUACCAUACCCAAAAACAAACGAAAAUAAACCAAGGAUAAAACCAUUCUUGCCAACCUCCAAAAGGCAAAAAAAUAAAUGUGAGAUAGGCCUUUUGCAUUAGUUGAUCACGUGAUCAACUUUCGGUAAACACGAACAGAGUUCGCCUUUGAAAAAGGUAACCUGUAAAUUUUCAGCCGUAUAUCUCAAAAGUACCAAUUGCAAUAGCCGCAAAAUUAAGAGGAUUGUAUAAGAAAAACAACUCCUGCCACCCAGUCACCCUUGAGUGGUUUUCCAUACAGCUCCUCGUAAAUUCUGAAAUUUUUAAACUGUUGUUAAAUCUUUCCCUUACCCAUUUAAGGGCUCAAAGUGCCUGUUAUGAAUUAAAAGGAGAUUUGAGCCUCUUAAUGCUUAAGGAAAUGUUUCACAAAAGUUUGAAAAUUUCAAAAUUUACAAGGAGUUGUAUGGAAACCAUUCAAGCAUGACUGGGUGGCAAAAGUUGUUUUUCUUAUACAAAUCCUUCUAAUUUUCUGUGGCCGUUGCAAUCACUACUUUUGAGAUAUGUAUGGCUGAAAAUUUACAGGUUGCCUAACUUUAAUAUCCUCUUUCAGCUCAUGCUGACAAGAUUUUUCAAGAGCAAACUGUUUUCGUGUUUACCGAAAGUUGAUCAUGUGAUCAACUAAUACAAAAGGCCUAUUCUGAACCAAGUGAAGAUGGAUAAGUUUCUCUGCCUCUGGGGAGAGGAAAAUUCAUGACUUUGUUUUAAGCAGGCCUUCUGAUAGGGUGCGAUGAAAAAUCAGAAAUUAUGCAGCAUUUUGAGGGCAGAUUGUGCGACAAGAUAGGACUAUUAAGUGAUAAAUUUUGCGAUUUAACCACUUUAAUGUUGUUUAGCAGGCAAUUUGAAUGUAGAGGGAGAAUAAAAUGUCUGUUUUAAAACAAAAAAGUUAAAUUUGUCCAAUUAUCUUGACCCGGAAAAGAAAACAAUUGGAAAGGAAAAAAAAGGACACUGUACGUUGUUUAAUGUUACAUGACGCUGUUACACUGCUGACCACACUGCCGGGAUACUGUGAUCGAAGGUUUCAGAUGUCUUGCAAGGCUCUCUUUAGUGGUAAAUCACCUUAAAUAACAUUAAGAUUGAGAAAACGUUCAAUUUAAGUUAGAAUUCAUUGUUUACUUUACUUGAAUUUAGCUUUUUUUAUGAAUUAGGCGCUUUUCCUCAAAUUGUGCGAUCGGAUACAAUUUGAGGUCAAUUGUGCGAAAUCGCACGAUCUUGUAAUAUCAGAUGGCCUGAUAAGUUCAAUGGAAAGGAUGUGGGGAUUGCAGAUGGCAACCUGACGCCAUAAAUAUUGGAAAUAUUAAUGCAAAAGGGCUCCAUUUUGGUGGGAAAAGUUUGUAGGAAAGCUUUUAGGAUCUUAGGAUUAGAUGAAAGGAAAGGUAAGUGGUUAGUGGAACAAGAUUUUCAUGGAAAUUUUCAGGUCAAUGUUACAUGUUUUUUUUGCCUUUUUCUCUGGUGUCCUUGACUGAAUUGUGCUCAUUCUGGUAUGGUUUGAAAGAUCUCUUCACUCUACACAAGUCAGCGGACAAAGUUAUCCUUGACAAUCAAAACUGAUGACAUCACGAGCGGUAGAAAGGAUGUUGAUCCGCUUGGACGGUUACAGGUCGCUCAAGGGGUAAUGGGUUAAAUUGACCCCUGGUUUAGAGACAGUUGACUGUUCUUUAUUAUUGGGUGCUUCCAUUAAUUUUAUCACAUUGACCAGUUUUAGAACAGCUGAACUAGUUUAAAGGAAAAGAGAACAACAUUGUUGAAUCAAAAUGACUAACUGACUUCUUCCAUAAAAUUACUGCCUGAACUGAACUCGUUUAUAUAAUAUUAAUAUAUUUUUUUGUAAAACCAAGUUUGAGGUGCACAAGCUAUAAAUCAAACAGUAAAAGAAAAAACUUGGUGGGUAAAUUUACAGUGCAGAAAACUCACUUAGUAAGGGUUAUCUUUGCGUGUGCUUCCUGGAAACUGGCCUCAUUCCCAAAUUAUUUGUAUUUUUUUUACAGGGAGCAGUCAUGUCUGCUUUCUUCUGUGGAUAUAUGCCAGCACAAAUUGUUGGUGGAUUUUUAAGUGAUAAAUAUGGAGGGGAAGUGAUUUUAGGGUCUGCAGCAGUUGCUUGGUCAUUAUUAACCCUUGCUGUACCAUUUCUUCCUGUGUCAUCUGUGUUGUUUCUCUCUCCAACCAUGAUGAUGCUAGCAGCAAGAAUGUGCACUGGACUGUUUCAAGGUUAGUGAUCUCAUAAAGUACAUGCCUGGAUAAAAUUAAUUUGCCUGUGAACUGGUAAAGCAGUGUAUCUCUUCCAGUUGGAUUCAAGUUCUCUUUGAAUGGUUAGGGUUUUUUCACAAUCUGUAGUGUGACACUAUUCAAACUCGUAUGGAUAUUCUAUAUUGUGUUGGAAACGGCAGGGGUAUUUUGCAGAAUUUGAAUGGCCACCAAAUGCCAAAUGAGCUCUGAAGUUUAGUGAUUAGCGUUAAGAAAGUGAAUCAGGUUCCAUUUAGGGACACGAUACCAGACAAACUGACUUGAAACUUGAUUCACUUAGUUUCGCAACCCUAAGCACGAAACUUCAGAGUCAUUUGGUACUGGCCAGCCCUUCAGCAUUCUGUAAAAUAUCCCUGCUGUGUUGGAAAUGUUACAGCUUUUUAGAUAUAUGUCCCAAACUUGUUAAGUAGUAACAAUGGAAUACCCCUGAAAUAACUCAUUUUCUUAUUGAUUCUGGAAGGUGUUAAACACAUUGGUGACAUCCUGGAAAGGCUUAUAACGAGGAAGCAAAACCGUGACCCACCCCACCCCACUUUGCAUCUUUGUAUGCAGCUUCUUAUAAAUUUCUAUUUAAAUGUUAUUGGUCCCCAGAUUGUCACGGUCUUUGUUAGACGGUCAUCUCUUCUUUCAUGAAAUUACACUUGAUACACUGCAGGGCUAAAUAAGUAUGGAAUUCCGUUCCUUGCUCCACAUUCACUCACCCUUGCUUUGACCUGUAAUUUGGGUGAUUGGUAAAGAGGGCAUUAUAAGAAAAGAUUAAAGUUUUCUGUAAAAAAGAAACUUCUUUUGUUCAGCAGUACCUGUCUAUGGUAUCAUCAUAGCAUAAAUUAUCAAGUAUAGCUGAAGUUUGGUCUGUGCAGAUCUUACAGUUGAAUCCUGCUUCAAGGACACCCACCUGAUACUAACACCUAGUCAUUACGGACAGUUUUGAUUUUCCCUGCAGAACACCCCAAUGCUUUCUCUAAAUUCAACGCGCUUAAUAUGGACACCCAUUAAUGCGGACAGUGGACACUUUUUUGUUGCCUAAUCAACAGAUUCUCAUAGAAAGUCAACCUUGCUAAUGUGGACAUUUCAUUACUAAUUGGUGCUGCGAUGGAUUUUCCCUUUUUGGAGAUAUAAAAAAACUUCAGUUGACAGCAUGUUGAUGUUCCCAGUGCUACAGUGCACCGGAUAGCAUGAUUUGUAGACGUCAAUUUCAGAUUAUUUUUGCAUCAAAUGAGUUCAGCAGAGAACUUUUUGAAUAAGUAAUAUAUAAAUGACAGAUUUUUGAGUGAUUCAAUGGAUUUAGUCCGCGGAAUGAAGGCUUUGUGAUGGCUUUGAGGAUGCUAAUGUCCUUUAGUAUUUUGUUCCAAUAAAAGGUGUCUUUUGACUUUAACGACAUGACCUGCUCAAUACAGACACUUCAGUGUCCGUAUUAACGGGGUUUGAUUGUACUUAGAUUUAAGCAAUAUAAAACAUUUUCCAUGUUUGCAUAACUGUCGAGAAUUCUCCCAGCCCCUUGAGUGUUCAUAUAAGGCUAUGCAAACACAGGAAAAAAGUUUUCUAUUGCUUUUAUGAAAUAACUUUUUCAAGAAAAAAUGCAAAACUCUUUGUUAUGGCACUGAUUAAAAGAGGAAUUCUUACCAAUUGCAAAGUCCUGUACACAAAGUCUUGCACACGUUAUCAGUUCUUGUUUUGCAAAAAGAUGCUUUCCAAAAUAUGGAUUUUUCUUGCUUAAAAUGUCAGCUUAAGUGAAAAAUAAUUGACAUACCUUGUUUGUAACGAUUUUCCAAGUUUCAGCCGAUGAAGGAAUGGGUAAAUAAAGUAAACUUGUCGAGAUUUGAACUCGAAAACGUUUUCAAAUUUGUGCUUGUGUGAUUAGUGUGCGAAAAGCAAAACAUCUUGAUGCCAUAACCAUGUUUACAUACUCUCAUGCAAACACUCCUCUUAGCCAAUCAGAGUGCGUGUACUGUCUUAGUUAUUUUAGAAAAUAUAAUGGUACCAGUCAGGGACUGUAAAUAUCAAUAGCCUUUCUGGAAGCCCCAGCUCAAUCAUUUUACUCCUGCUUCCUCUUAUUAACUUAAAGACCAAUUUUUUUUUAUUUUGCAGGCCUGCACUAUCCUUCCUUAACAAACAUCAUAGCAAAAAGGAUAUCAGUUAGAGACAGAACAUUUUUAACAAGCACGAUAUUUGCUGGUGGCCCUGUUGGGUAGGUACAGUGUUGUAAUGCUGCUUUUAACUCAGAGCGUCAGAGAAUUGUUGGAUCGCUUUAGGUUUCUCAAAAACUGCCCACCUACCCCUCCCCAAGCCAACAUUUUGCCCUAAGUGAGAAGUAAGUUAUAAUGUUGGCUUAUGUGAGGGGUAGGUGGGCAGUUUCCCAGAAACCUUAAUUGGUCCAAAUUGUUUAACUACAUCAUCUCAAUCAACUCACGAAACUAAUUGUAAGGCCUAAAAAUACUGUAAACUGCCACUAUCUUCAUAAGGGGUUUAAGGAGGGCUUAUAAUGGAAGGGCUUGUAUCAGAACAAGCUAUGGCGGAACUGAUCAAAAUACGUUUUGCAUUCACUGGUUUUUAUACGCUUCAAAAUGUCAUAAUUGAUCAAAUUAAUUUUAAUGCAAGCUAGAGGGUGGCUUAUAUUGGGGUGGGGGGGGGGGGGGGGGGGCUUAUAGUGGGGUUUUUUUUUUGGUUUACAGGUAGAGGGGCCAUAAACGGGGGGGGGGGGGGGGGGGGGUCGGAGGCUUUAUUUCGGGCAACAAAAAUCCUAUGGUUUAAGUUUAUGAAAUUUUGAGGCAAAGAUUCCCUAAAGAAAAGAGAUGGGGGGAUAUCUAUAAUAUUUUUUUUGAUUUUGUUUUUUUUAUUACUAAAAAAAAUAUAAUAAAUUGAUAAAUUUAGUGUUGAGAGGGGGGGGGGGGGGUGUUGUGUGGGGGUGGGGGGGGGGGGGGUGGAGGCUUAUAGUUGGAUGUAUUUUUUAGUUUACAGGUAGAUGGGCCCAUAACUGGGGGAGUGGGGUGAGGGGCUCAGAAGCUUUAGUUCAGGCAAUCAAGAUGCUCAUGGUUAAGUUCAUGAAAUUCUGAGGACAAGAUUCCCCCCAAACGUAAUACCUUUGAGUAAAAUAACAUUGACAGAACUUGCAAUUUUCUUGCAACCGUGUGCUGAACAGAUGCUCAAGGCAAACCAGUGACCUGUAGUCCAAAUAUGACGAAGACGUAAUGGUUUAUGAUUAAAAAGCUGUACUCAUUCAGGGUUGUCAUUAAGAGCCGGGGGCCGGGGAUUUUCCUCGGCUACUAAGAGAGUGGCCCCCGGCCACUUUUAUUGGAAAAUAGAAGAAAAAUAGAACCAAAAGAAAUCCCUAGCCAUUUGAUUCCCCGCCUACUUGUUGUAUUUACCCGGCAACUUGAAAUCUUAGUGACAACCCUGUCAUUGCUAGACAUGGCAAACAGUCUGAGAACAUUUGGCUCACUCAAGCUGAAUUCUUUGCAAGGGGAAAACUUGAAUGCUCAGAAUGCUAUAAAUAACUGGUAAAUGUUGCAGGUUUUGGAAAAAAUCGUUUUACAUGCCAUAACAAUAUGCCAUAUACAUGUAGGAAUUGGAAUUAACGAUUUUUUGCCAUUGAUUUUCCUCACAGAACAUUGUUCAUGGGAAGUGUUGGUUCAAUAUUUCUUUCUCAAUUUGGCUGGCAUAGUGUCUUUAUAUUUCACGGUCUUGUGUCAUUAUUAUGGGCAUACAUUUGGAGAUUCUAUUUACUGUUACCCGAGCAACAACAGUUUGCUCUUGGAAACAUUAAGAUGGUGGAAGCAACUGGUUCUGAAAGGGCAUCUCUAGUAAAUGUGCCAUGGGAAAUAUUUUUAAGACAUCCAGCAGUUUGGUAAGUGGUUUUAGUUACAUAGCCCAUAUUAUGCACAUUCACUGUAUGGGUGUUGUUCAAAACUUUUCUUUCAUUACUUGUACUUUCGGGAAAAAACCUUAAGCAAAGUACCAAACUUUUUGAGAAAAUUCCACUCUUCAGCAUAAAACAACCAAAUCUGGCUAUUAAAAUCAGGUGAAAAAAUUGGCAAAAGGUGAUUUUUAGGUUUUUUGAUUAAAUGACACCUUCAUUAGCCCUUUUACUCCCAGGAGAGGCCAAAGUCGAAAUUAGACCAAAAUUCCAAAUUUCAUUUUGUAUAAUGCUGGAAAACAUACAGUACUAUUUGAAAGUACCACCAAAGAGGUUUCAUUUGAAUGGUCACAUCAUAGGAUUUUGUCCAUAGAAUCAAAAGUUGGCAGACUUACCUCACUAGACUCCAUUGUUUACUCUGCUAAGCGGAAAGAAUUGAGCUGGUGUCUGUUUACAAGGCUUUGGACCAAGGAAACUUGUAGAGAACUUAAAAGCUCAGAACUUGUAUUGUAUGCACAGACUACUGACAAAGAGGUGUAAAAAUUUGUCCAUUUGUUUUUCUCGCGUGCGGCGGGAAUCUUCGGUGUUGGCCGACGGCCGACACAUCUUCGGCCGUAUAGGCCGAAGCCACGAGCGGCGAAGCGAAGCGCGGGUCACUAUAAAAACUUGACAGAAACCGGAAACCGCGCGAGAAAAGUCUCUGGCACCCAGGGUAAAGUUUCCAGGACCUACUCUUAAAUUCCAUGGCUGACACAGUAGAUUGACAGUGCUGAUACAUGUAAUAAAAUGAUUACUUUCCAGUAUAAAAAGUUAAAAUGUGCAUUUGUCUUUUCAGGGGUCUUGUCCUUUCUCAUUUUUGUCAGGGAAUUGCCUUCUGGAAUGUAUUCGCUUGGCUUCCAAUGUACUUUGAAGAGCAUUACCCUGGAAGUAAGGUUAGUUUAAGAUGCUUUACGGUCAUUUCGCUCCCGCGUCAUUUUGCUCCGGUUACUCUGCCCCCUAAGUAACCUUUUGAAAAACAGCGCUUUAAGAAAAACAUACGGUCGAACCUGUAUUAAGCGGUCACCCUCGGGGAAUGGCUAAGUGACCGCUUAAUACAGGGUGACUAACUAAUACAGGUUGCAAGAAAUACAGUUCAAAGAAUUCGAUCUCCAGUGCUGAUCAGAUCAGACGUUUGACCUCAAAUAGAAACAUUCAUUUCUGGCGUUUUAAUGAUUUGCAAAAAUAAACAAGCAAAUCAAUUGUUGUACCUCGUAUGUUACAUUAUUUGAAACUGUAUGAACAAGUAAUUGACACCGAGUGACCGUUCAGUACAGGUCAAGACAACAGAAAAAGUCCCGUUGGGACUUCGCAAAUGGUGACCGCGACCGCUUAAUGGAGGUCGAAAUUACAGUAUAUCAAGUGAAGUGAUUGUCGGGACUUUGAAAACUGACCGCUUAGAAGAAGCGACAUUUCUACAUAUUUACAGAGUUUCGAGAAACAUAAUCUAUUUCCCAUUCUUUUUUUCACCAUUUCUUUCCAUAAAGGCAAAGCCUAUUUACCUCGUACCUAGACUGCGAACAGUCUACCCAGACGUCUCUCUCUCUCGAUGAAAAUUUGCCCGCAAAGGAAGAAGGAAGAAAGGAGAAAACGGGCCAGACGUCACUUUGCCUCUCAUUUUUCUCACUCCCAUGGUCCCUUUCGUUUCGUCACCAGUCACCUGCGUGUCACUCGCGUUUGGCACUCGAAUCUAUGCGAAAAACGAAACGCCUUACUUAGGAGGAAGCGGAAAGCCUACAGUUUUACCGGUUCUUAGCUUUGGCUACCUAUGCUAAACUCCCCUGGCUGAUACAAUACUGAUGUUGUUUCUUUUUUGUAGAAAUGGGUAUUUAAUGUUCUUCCAUGGCUUUUGUACUUUCCUGUCGCUUUAACUGUUGGACGUGUUGCUGACUGCAUGAUAAGAAAAGGUGAGGGUGGAAAAUGUUCCUCUCAUCUAGGGCGGCACUGAGUAGGGAUAUUUUCAAACUCCUAUCUGUAGGCUUGCUUACAUCAUGGAUGCUUUCCGCGUGUAAAUUAAGUGGGGUUUCUUGGUGUUGCAGACGAGUGCAAUCACCAAAUGACGUACAUGUAAUUCAAAAGACUGAAAAAGAAAAACUUAACAAUACCCACGCCACAACUCAAAAGCGAGCUCGAUGAUUUCAUGUUGCAGUGAAAACGCCCUUUCUGCCAACCUGCCCAAAUGUUGAUGAUUCUCAUCGGCUAAUUUCUGCGCUGUAGAGUUGACAUAGACCUACCACGGGUCUCUUGGCGGAUAAGUUUUUAAACCAGGCAUUUUAUAAGGUAACUAUUUGCCGUAGAUAUAACAAUAAUAUCACCACAGAAUCGCCGAGUGAAAUCGCAGCAAAACACGCACGAAAAAUCGUCCGUGUAAACGGGUUUUAAGAAAUUUUUGUUUGGGAUGGAAGGUAAGACCUCGGAAAGAGUUUGGUCCUGUUCGCUCUCUACUUCCUAAUAACCCUACUGAAGCAGGUUGCUCUUAAACGAGAUUGGCGAACAGUGAAAAAUAAAUGUUACACGGUCAAAUUUAAAAUGAUGUGAUUCUCAAUGUUCGUGGGAUGUUCAUCAGUCUUAUAGGAAGACAUAUUUCAACUCCUUUCCUUUACAACGAAACACUGUACUUAUAGUACAUCAUAGAUCACCACGUUCAGCUGGUUAUUACACAACGUCCGGAACGCGGAACUAAAAAGACCUAUUUAUUUAUUUAUUUAUUUAUUUUGAGCCAUGAAUUUGUCUGUUAAUAUUUUUGUAUUUCUGUUUGAACAUCCCUACAGGGUUCUCAGUGACGUUUGUUAGAAAAUUUUUUCAGGUAACACAUUUUUUCUAAGAUUACACAUGAAAUAGAAGUGAUGUCUAGAUGUUAUUAGAUGACAUUAUCAUAACCUGAGGGCUGUUCUGAAAAUUUGUAAAUGUAAGCUAAAGAAGACCAUCGCUUUAAAACGCGCGUUACGCCUUGUUGUCGCUGCUUUCCCCUCGAUUUGCACAAGAUGUAAAAAACAAAACUCUGGCACCCAGGGUAAUUUUAUCUCAGUGUUAAAACUAAAAUGUAAGUCUUUAGAGGAUAGGAAACGAGUGCAAAACAAAUGAAUGAAUCAUACUUCCAUUUUUCCCUGCAGACUCUGUCCAUGUGCGGUGGGGCUUUCUUUAUGAUUCUCAUUAACAAGAGUCGAUCAUUCCAUAGUGCACUGUUUUGUAUGAUGAUGGCCAUGAGUCUUAAUGCACUUGGUAAUGCCGGUACACCCGUCACUCCCCAGGACAUGUCACCUAGGUUUGCCGGCACACUCUUUGGUAAGUUUUUUUUUUUGCCUUUAAGGGGCUAAAUCACGAGGGUGAUUGCUCUUUUAGGAUAAUUGUAUGCUGAAAACGUUACUUAGUACCUUUACCUAUAGAUCAUUUUACGUUUCUGGGAGACUGCCCACCUACCCCUCCCCUAAACCAACAUUAACACUUAGUUCUUACUUAGGGCAAAAUGUUGACUUAGGGGAGGGGUGGGUUGGCGUUUUCACAGAAACGUAAAAUGAUCCACAAAAUGCUCCUGUAGAGUUAUGAAGAAGACAUGAGAUAAAUUCCAUCAGAGAGCACUAACCUUAAUAAUUUUUUUUGAUGAUUUUUGCAAGCAUAGCAAUAGCAUUAAAACUUGAAAAAAUUGGCCCAAUUUUUCACAUAAGGUUGGAACGUUCCAUACCGUAUUACAACCCCCAUUUUUUCAAUUUUCAAUUCAUGACUAUCCUUGCAUCUGAGGCAACAGACGACAGGAAACAAGUUUCAAUACGACAUUUUCUCUAUUGAACGUGUAUAAAUGAGGACAUUUCACGUUGUGGUCUAGACUUGCCUACAAGUCGAGCUCAUAGUCUUUCACGAGCGCGAAGCGCGAGCGGUAGAUUUUUUAUGUUUUCUGCGGCAAGAUAAGGGAGAGCGAGAACUUGACUUGUUUCCCCUGCAAAAAGUCAUCUCAAGUGACGUCAUUUUGGCGCGAACUAUUUGCGUCCCUGUCGGUGUGUUGUCGCGUGGGUGUGUCGUCGGGAGCUGUCAAAGUAUGUCAAAACUAACAGAUAACGUACAAAAAUUCCGAUAAGAGAAAGUAAAUAAAGUUAUGUUCAAUACAAAAAAGGGGUAAUGAACGAAAGUGCUGUCUUGUGAUAUUUGUGAGUUCAGUCUGCAGACGUUUCGGGCCGGCGAUGCAAGGUUUCCAUACGCCCUGAAAGAAAACCAGGGAAAACAUAAAAAAAUAAAAAACUUCUUAGUGCGCGCGCUCAAAACAAAACAAGCCGGUAAUGUCUUUUCGCUCCGUGGCUACCAGGAAAAUCCGACCUUUGUAAAGUACUCAAAUGGAGGAAGAUAAAACGCCCACUAAAGCUUUGUAUUAGAGCACAGGCGUUAAAACAAAAUCGAAAUACAACCCGCAAAACAUGCUCAGUUCAAUUGAAUUGGCCACUUAUCUAGAAGAAGUACUGUGAAGUCUAAAGGCAGGCGUUUGUUAUGAGAUGGAUAAUGCCUUGCAGAGCCUGACAGUCUUUUGGUAGAAGGGUUGUUAUGUCUUUAUUAAUUAAUCUCUUGUUGUUAACUUUCAGGUAUAAUGAAUUCUGCUGGAGCGCUUUCGGGUACGUUGAAUUGUUGUAACAUCGCUUAAAUAUUAAGAUUUAAUGACGAAAGAAGUGAAAAAGGUCUUUAAAGAAGAGUUUUCAGUGGAAAUACUCUGUUUGGUAAAACAACUUAUCCUUAGGCAGUUUUUCUUUUUAUUUCGUGAAACAGAGACUAUUGGCCUGAAAGUCCUUGGGGGUGGGGGGUGCUGGUAAGAACCAUGGUUCUUCCGAGAAGAACCAUGGGGACGAAAGGUUGGGUUAAGUACUGACGUGUUAACGAGUAAACCCUUCUGUUUAUUUAUUUAUUUGUUUGUUUUUGUGUUAAGCACUUAUUUCUACGUUACUACAUUACUAAAUUUCUUAUUUAUUUAUUUGCGGUUUGAUUUAACCACUUAUUUGUAUGUCCUUGUCGGGAGAAUUUCUUCCUUCUCAAGUGAAAUAUGUGAUUAAUCUUUCUUUCUUUUUCUUCCAGGAAUUGUUGGUACUUUAAUCACAGGUUAUUUGUUGGAAGUUUUCAAAAGUUGGGACAGUGUUUUCAAUCUAAAUGCUUCAGUACUGGUUGUGGGAGCUUUGGCUUUCCUUUCGUUGGUAACAGCCAAGAAAAUAGCUUGAAUCUACGUGGAGAAUUUAGUCCUCCAAUUUGAAGAGCUAUUUAUUAGAAUAUAUUAUAGUGGCGCCAAACAGUUCGUGUUAUUCAAGCCUCACAUUGCAUCCAGAAUUAAAAUAAUCAUUUCAUGGCGGGAAGGAAUGCCACACGGUUUACUGUAGAGAUAAUUUUUAUGGUUACAUUCUAACUUAAAGGUGUUGAUUUUGGAGGACAACACUUAGAAGACUUAACAUGACGGUAGUUUUUUGCCUAGUCCCUGUCGGCGUUUUCCCGGGCCCUCUCGGUCAAUUCUUCGGUGACGUAUCGCUUGGACCACGUGACCCGAAACGCUUUGGCCCCGCGGAAUAAUGAGGCCUAGGGACUAGCAAGGUAAUUUUGACACCCUGCAAGCAGGGCCUUUUUUUGUCUUCUCGAGUAAGGAGGAGAAAAGGAGGCAGUGGCGGAUCCAGGGGAGGGGCCCGGCGGGCCCGGCUCCCCCUAUUUUUGGACGAAACAGAGGCCCGAAGGGCCGAAUAAAUUUUUUUUUAAGACCGCCUCCCCCCUCCCCCUCCCCCACUUAUCUGAAGGUCUGGAUCCGCCACUGGGAGUCUGCCUGAAUUGCGUCAAGACUUUGAAGUCGCCAACUUCUGGACUAGUCAAUCUUGUUUUCUCUUGUCAAACUUGUUUUCCGAGUGCCAAUAUCCGUUAAUUGAUAAACCGAUGUUAAUAAUUAAGCCCACUGUACCAAGUACACACCUUUUAGGCGUGGGUGCGAAACUGUAUCCCAGUAACAAGCAGCACAUCCCCAACCAAAAUGGAGUGAGUGAGAGAAAGGCUCUUUUAGCAGGGUGUAGUUAUGAUAACAGCAGCAGUAGUAAGUGUUCUUUGAGGCACUUAAAAAUACAGUUUAUUCAUUUUAUCACAACCCAUAGCAAGGAUGAAGCUGCAUUUCAAUAACUCGUAACCUAUUUGAACUCUUAGUCGUGUUUUACCUAAGGCAUAUUCUUUACUUUGGUU
Molecule: messenger RNA, 12725 nt
Organism: Porites evermanni
Lineage: Eukaryota; Metazoa; Cnidaria; Anthozoa; Scleractinia; Poritidae
Source: the annotation of a GenBank genome assembly